AUGGGUUCGGCGUCGGCACAACUUUUCCACGUCCACAUGCGCAUGAGGCCGUUUUUGUUGCUCCCGUUUUCUCUAUUUUAUCCACCUCAGCAUUUGACACUAGCUUACAUUGACAUCGGCACGAUGCUUGAUGAGAGCUCGAGCGGCAGACUGAUUUCCUUUCAUGGCUGCGUGGUGCAGAGGUGUCAGACCGUAGGAGUCUCUCGCAUUAACAUCCGCUCCUCGGUCCACGAGUAGGUCUACGAUGAUAGUUGGUACAUCGACUGAUGUAAUAGGACAGGUAGCGCUUUGUGCUGAUAAAUCGAUAUAUUGCGAGACGAGUGACCUUUCCGUUGGAGAGGUGCGUUGUUGUGCGAGAGGACGACAGUACUUGGCAGUGAGAUGCAAUGGAGUGAAUUGAUCUCUCCCAACUAUGUCUACUGUGGCUCCUUUGUUCAGCAGCAGUUCGACAGCUUUCACGUGACCAUACUUAGCCGCAUAGUGAAGAGCCGUGAACCCAUCACUGUCGGCCACAUUCACAAGUUCUGGAUAACGAGAGGUGAGCUUUCCUAUUGUGUCCACAUUUCCGUCUCUCGCACCCUGAAAGACUGA
Messenger RNA from Haemonchus placei, 591 nucleotides. The record is from the annotation of a GenBank genome assembly. NCBI's taxonomy places the organism in Eukaryota, Metazoa, Nematoda, Chromadorea, Rhabditida, Trichostrongylidae.